This is a messenger RNA of Tripterygium wilfordii, 1429 nucleotides long. RefSeq lists its product as uncharacterized. Gene Ontology annotation, molecular function: nucleic acid binding; zinc ion binding. Bases 16 to 1095 code for a protein of 359 amino acids. The transcript has 2 exons. The record is from RefSeq and is a predicted model, not a curated record. Lineage: Eukaryota; Viridiplantae; Streptophyta; Magnoliopsida; Celastrales; Celastraceae.
CUGGACGGGAUACUCAUGGUGUGGUUGGAGCCUCCAAGAUUUCAUGGUGAUACAGAUGUGGCAAAAGCUCACACUUGGAUCCGAGAGAUGACUAGACGUCUGGAUACCUUAGGCAUUCCGGAUGAGAGACGGGGAAUGGUAGCCUCGUAUUUUCUGAAGGAUAAGGCUUAUGAUUGGUGGUAUGCUCUGGGGCAGAGGAAAGAGCAACUCACUUGGGCAUCAUUUGAGAGAUUAUUUUUGCAGCACUUUGUGCCAAACUCUUAUCGCACGGAGAAGGCGAGGGAGUUCUUGACUUUGUUACAGAAACCAGAGGAGUCAGUGGCAGACUACAGUUAUAAGUUUGAGGAGCUAUAUGAAUUUGGGAAGAUGUAUGCCCCGGAUGAGGAGAGCAAGGCGGAGAGAUUCAGGCAAGGUUUGGUACCGAAUGUAGGUGCACCGUUGGCUAGUAUGAAGAUUGUUACCUAUGAUGAUAUGAGAGAGGAGGCUUUGAAGCAGGAGCAGAUUAAUAAAGAUUCAAAGAAAUAUUGGGAUAUUUUUAGCGGUCGAUCCUUGAGUGGUGGUACUGGAGGGGCUCUCAGAGGACAAAGGCAGGGGUGGUCUGGUCAGAAGAGGCAGAGGACAGACAGUCAGACUUCACAGAGCAGGUCUGGACAGAGCAGUGGAGGGCAGAGGUCCCAGGGAGGUAGAGGAUCACAGCAGGGACCGAGGGCUUGUUUUCGAUGUGGACAAAUGGGUCAUGUUAGGCACCAGUGCACUACUUCGGGACCUGAAUGUUUUGAGUGUGGCAAGGUAGGCCAUAUGCGGGCAGAUUGUCCUCAGAGGAGGAGAGACACACAUCAGAGAUCUGGGGUUUCAUCGGCUGCUUCCACACCUACUACCCCUCGUGCACCGUCGGUUUCCUCAGGCGGCUCUGUUGGAAGAGGACGAUCACAGACCAGGACACAGCAGCAGCAGUCACAGCUUCAGCCUGCAUUGACUCAGGGGAGAGUAUUUGCCUUAGGGCACCAGACAGGGUCUGAGCAUCCAAACUUCGUUGGAGGUGAUAUAGGUACUAGCGCUAGUGCUCCGACUACGGAUCAGCAGGGAGGAGCGUGACGCGGAUGGCCUGGACUUGUGAUGAUUUGUUGUUUAUUUUGUGUGGUCUUUGAUUAGUCUUAGGCUUAAUGGUAUAUUGGGAUAUAUACGUAAUGUGUGGGAUGAAUGAUGAUUUUGGAUGGUUAGGCUUGAUGCCUGGGUAUGUAUGUGUGUAUGAUGAGUUAUGUUUGAGAUGAUAUGGCCGGAGGCCCUGGAUAUUUAGUUUGGUGUUAUGGGAAUUGUGUGUUUUAAAUUGUUGUGUUUUAUGCAGGAGGCAUUCUCCGAUAUACGGGGAGGUGCUGCCGAAUUUUUGUGUAAAAUUUGUGUUGGUAUAAUGGUGAGUUAAAUGUAUUGA